Messenger RNA from Colletotrichum godetiae, 1359 nucleotides. Its product is annotated as major facilitator superfamily transporter. Gene Ontology annotation, cellular component: membrane. Lineage: Eukaryota; Fungi; Ascomycota; Sordariomycetes; Glomerellales; Glomerellaceae. Gene Ontology annotation, molecular function: transmembrane transporter activity. The transcript is spliced from 5 exons. The record is from RefSeq and is a predicted model, not a curated record. The coding region runs from base 1 to 1359 and encodes 452 amino acids. Gene Ontology annotation, biological process: transmembrane transport.
AUGAUGGCGAGGACUGAGACUCAGAAGGUUGCCUCCAAGAUUGUCUCGCAGCUGACGGUGGUCUCCGAUAUGGAGAAGAUUCAACUUUCCUCGUCGCCGAAAAGUGACGGUGAGGUAGCUCGAGUUGACGAGGAAGAGCUCGUCAUGGAUCAAGGACUUGUCGCAUGGCUUCAAGUUCUUGGAAGCUGGAUUCUGUUUGCCAACACUUGGGGACUGUCAAACUCAUUCGGAGUCUUCCAAGCCUACUACUCCAACAACCUUUUACCAGACGUCAAUCCGUCGACUAUUUCCUGGAUCGGAUCCAUCCAGAUCUUUCUGAUGAUGCUCAUCGGCGUCUGCGCGGGUUGGCUUCUCGACGCGGGGUAUCUCCGCUUCAUCCUCAUUUGUGGCACUACCAUGACGUCCCUCGGUCUCUUUAUGCUGAGCUUGUGCACGAAGUAUUGGCAGAUCCUUCUUGCACAGGCACUCUGCGUCGGAACAGGAAGUGGGUUGCUGGGGUUGACGUGUGUUGCUGUGAUCCCUCUUUACUUCCGCAAGAGGAGGAUGGUUGCGACUGGCAUUGCUGCUACGGGAAGCAGUCUAGCGGGAAUCGUGUAUCCCAUCAUAGAGAGACGUCUGAUCGCAUCUAUUGGCUUUCCUUGGGCUGUCCGGGUGUUCGCAUUCAUCGUCACCGGAAGCCUCCUGAUUUGUAUUACAAUCAUGCGUCUUCGACCCAAUCUCAAGCGGCGUGGAGCUCUCUUUCGCCUGGAGCACUUCCGCGAUGUCCCCUACAUAUCGUUCUGUAUUGCCUUCGCCUUGAUGAUCGGCUCUGUCUACGUUCCCUUUUUCUACGUAGAUGCCUAUGCCAUCCGUUUGGGCGUAGAUCAAGACACGUCUUUUUACAUCCUCAGCGCCAUGAACGCUGCAAGUCUCUUCGGCCGUCUAGUUCCCAACUGGCUCGCUGACAAGUACGGCGGCAUGGCAAUUAUGCUUCCCUGCUGCCUUUGCUCGGCUGUCAUUCUCUUUUUCUUCCGCUUUGCGACCGACCUGCCGAGGCUGAUUGCGAUAUCGAUUGUCUACGGGUUCGUCUCGGGCGGUAUGGUGUCUUUGCCCCCUGCUACGAUUGCGAAUUUGACAGACGACUUGUCAGAGUAUGGGACGAGGAUGGGCAUGGGAUACACCAUCGCAAGCUUUGGCGCGUUGAUUGGCAAUCCCAUCGGGGGUGCUGCGCAGCGUCCGCAAGGGGACACGGCGGCAAAUGUGCAGGUGGAGUUUCAAGGGACUUGGAUCUUUGCUGGUGGAUUCAUGCUCGCGGCUGUCAUUUCGAUGGUGAUAUCAAAGUACGUAAGAACUGGAUCUGUCUUGCGCGGCAAAUGCUAG